Molecule: messenger RNA, 1858 nt
Organism: Xyrauchen texanus (razorback sucker)
Lineage: Eukaryota; Metazoa; Chordata; Actinopteri; Cypriniformes; Catostomidae
Product: tumor protein p63-regulated gene 1-like protein
Exons: 6
Coding region: 105-962 (285 amino acids)
Cellular component (GO): cytoplasm
Source: RefSeq, a predicted model, not a curated record
CGGAAGCAGGAAAUAGUUUCUGAUGCACCCGACGCAGAGUCACCCCGUCUAGUAAAAAAUACAGCAGGUUGAUUUAAGCGUAAUUCGUGCAGCCAUCGUCCACAAUGUCAGACGGAGAUGAAGAGUCAUUCAAGGCUGUGGACUUGAAGCAACAGGCUCAGGAGACUCCCAAACCAGAGUCAGAUAUCCAGCCACAGCAAUCUCCCAGUGAAACAGAUGAACACAACACACCUUCUCCAGAGGCCAGGGAGGAAACUAUCUCCUCUGCACGUACAUCAGUGGUCAAAGCUAAAUGGACGUCAACUGUGGAACAGUAUAAAAUGAAGAGAUUUUUUGUCCUCAGGCCUGGAACUUUGGACCAAGCCAUUGAGGAACUUAAAGCCCUGGUUGACCCCUCAGAAGAUGGUGCUGUCCAGAGUGUUUGGCUCAUGGCUGAGAUAGAUCAUUGGAACAAUGAGAAAGAGCGUCUAGUGCUCAUUACAGAGAAUACCCUCCUUAUCUGCAAGUAUGACUUUGUCAUGCUCAACUGUGAGCAAAUCCAGAGGAUUCCACUCAAUUUCAUCGACCGCAUCUGCCAAGGCAACUUCUGCUUUCCACAACGCUCCCUCCUGACGAGAGAAGGCGAGGGGGUGCGAGUGUUUUGGGACAAGCUCAGAGAGCCAUCUUUCACUUCCCGUUGGAAUCCCUUUUCUGUUGACUAUCCUUUUUCUACGUUCACCUAUCACCCUGUCAGAAGUGCAAAUGAGCAGCUGGGCCGUCUGUGUGAGAUCAACAACUUUAAAGAUCAGCUGACUUUGGCAGCCCAGAAAGCCCAUGACAUGAAGCCUAUACCUGGGAAUGCUAAUGGGGUUCUUGUGCUGAAUCAACCCAUCCUUAUUGAGGCAUAUGUGGGUCUGAUGUCUGUCAUAGGCAACCAGAAUAAGCUGGGAUAUUGCUUAGCACGAGGCAAUAUUGGAUUUUGAGGAAGCUUUGAGUCUUCCAUUGAAUGUUAGUAAAUCUCUUAUACUAGCUGAGCACAAAUAGUUUAUACUUAUGUAAGAUAUUUAAAACAAAAUCAGUUUCUCAUUGAUAUUCUUAAAACAUGUUUUUUUGUGCCUUUAAAUGUCCAUCAGACCUCACAGUUUCAUCUAGUUAUAUUGCUCGUCUAUGAAUUAUGCAUUCUACAGAGGAUUUAUCUUCUUUUUAGCUGUUUUUUUUUUUAGGUAUGAUUGUUUUAAUUAAUUUCAUAAUAAUUUCCAAAUUUUACUUCAGAUUUGCUAAAACUAAUUUUAAUAACAUAAAUAAUUUAUAAUAAAUCCGUAUAUGACUUAAUAAUGUAAAAAAAUAUAUUAUUAUAUUUUUAAGUGUCAAUGUUAUACAGUCAUUUCCUUUGGGUGUGUCAGAACAUAACAAUAAAAGAAUGUGGCCACUCUUACGAAUUCCUGUGUAGAAAUAUAUUGUGUUUGUUGUUGUUGUGCCCCUGCAGAAUGUGCCACACUUUCAUGAAGCACGCAUGAAGAUAUGACAGUCAUAUUUGUAAGAUGGUUUAGGGUUUAUUACAGCAGACCAUAGCAUUGGAAUUUCCCAGAUUUUGUAAUUGCUACAUUCACACAGCCUUCUUCAUUUUUUUCUACAGCAGAGAGGCAAACAAUUUGUAAAGCCUUUAUAAAAAACAGUAAGUGCUUUUAUGGAAACUGCUGUCAUUAUUACUGAUUAAUAAUUACUGAAAAUAAUGUGGUUGAUGCAAAUUUGUGUUAUUUAAUGAUGAUACAAUAUGCUGUGUGUUUUGAGUAAUGCAAGUUUCAUUUUAUGAACUUUCUCCUCUGUAAAAAUUGUAAAAAAUAAAAAAAAAGGAUCCCUCGAUGUACAUCCUGUACAA